AUGGCCGCUUCAUUUCCAGCGUCCUACUAUUCACCCGACAGCAUCCUCACCGAUGCGCAGAAAGUCCCAUGCACGAUGAACCUCGCGCUACCCACUACGCAUCUGCCCGCUCUGAACCAUGGCGCUGCUGUAACGGCAGGCCUCAAACUUGACCUUCCACUAUGGCUCGCCGAGAUGCUUGCGGUCACGAAACCGGGCCAAGGCCGCGGCGGAAUGGUAGACGACGAAGCUGCAUCUCUGGCGUCAAUUGACAUGCCGACUGCGCUUGGUCAUCGCGUGCUGAACGCAUUGCGAGCAGAGCCUCGGAGUGUGGAUAUCCGAGCGCAAGCGGGCUGGUUCUACGGACUCGGCGAGCGUAUGCUGGAGCUGUUCGAGGAGGAAGAGUUGAUCGAGGUUCUUGAAGAUUCAUUCAAGAUUCGAGCCUUCGAAAUCGCCGACAAGGCACAGAAUACUCGCGCAGUCCAACACGGUGCUGACGGCAACGAAUUCACCAAUGGCCUUGACGAGACCGAACGCCGGCUAUUCCGCGCUGCUCAUGACGGCACAAGCUCGGUCAAGAGGUGGUUCGAGCAUACAAGCAAAUCUUGA
This is a messenger RNA of Dissoconium aciculare CBS 342.82, 588 nucleotides long. RefSeq names its product GINS complex, Psf3 component. The record is from RefSeq and is a predicted model, not a curated record. Bases 1 to 588 code for a protein of 195 amino acids. The transcript is spliced from 3 exons. Gene Ontology annotation, biological process: mitotic DNA replication initiation. Gene Ontology annotation, cellular component: GINS complex. NCBI's taxonomy places the organism in Eukaryota, Fungi, Ascomycota, Dothideomycetes, Mycosphaerellales, Dissoconiaceae.